AUGGCGACUGAUCUCAUCCCGAGUGCUUUCGUAGCACGUCCGCUGAAGGCUGUGGUCAUCGGUGCUGGUGUUUCGGGAAUUCAAUUUGCACACGAUGCGACUGAAUCCCUGCCUAAUGUUGACCUUGAAAUCUAUGACCGAAACCCUUCCCUUGGGGGUACGUGGUAUGAAAAUCGGUAUCCCGGAUGCACAUGCGACGUGCCUUCCCACACCUAUCAGUUUAGUUGGGCGCCCAAUCCAUCCUGGUCGUCGUUUUACCCACCAGCUCCAGAGAUUCACCAAUACCUGGAGGAUGUGGCUGACAGGCACGAUCUUCGUCGGUUCAUGACCUUCAAUACCGAAUGUAAAUCGGCUGAGUGGGAUGAGAAGUCCUCAAAGUGGACAGUGGUUCUCCGUGAUGUGGUUUCUCACGAGGAAAAGACUGUUAUUGCUGAUGUCUUCAUUUAUGCUGUCGGACGGCUGAACAACUACAAGAUCCCCAAGAUCCCGGGCCAGGAUUCCUUCCAAGGACAACAAUUGCACACUGCAAAUUGGCCCACGGACAUCAAUGUAGUGGACAAGCGGGUGAUUGUGAUUGGAAAUGGUGCGAGUGCCGUUCAGUGCGUGGCAGCUUUGCAGCCAGUCACUUCUCAGAUCAUCAACAUUGCCCGAGGCCCGACGUGGAUUCUCCCGCAUGUGUUUUCCGAGGACGGUGCUAUUCAGCGUCAAUACUCCAAGGAACAGAAACAAGCUCUCGAGUCAUCUCCUUCGCAGUAUUAUGACUUUUGUUUCGCAUUGGAGAAGAAGCUGGCCGCAGGCUUUUCGGGACUUUGGAAAGGAACUGAAUCUCAAGCCAAAUUUACGUCAUCGGCACAGUCGUUUAUGAAAUCUAAGAUCAGAGACCCCGCUCUCCUGAAGGCCCUCUUACCACAAUUUGAGGCUGGCUGUCGCCGUUUCACUCCAGGUGGCCACUAUCUGGAUGCCCUGCAGAAGCCCAAUGCCAUGUAUGUGCAAGACUCAAUCGACAGACUGACAGAGGACAGCCUCAUCACUGCAUCAGGCGCGGAAUACAAGUGUGACAUUUUGGUGUAUGCCACCGGAUUCGAGCCAUACCAGCCACGGUUCCCCGUCAUUGGUCGCGAUGGGCGAUCUUUGACUGCUGAAUGGGAUCGCCAGGGACCUUGCGAGAGCUACAUGGCUGCGAUGGUUGCUGGAUUCCCCAACCUUUUCGUUUUCAACCCACCAAUCUGCCCCGUGAACGGAUCUGCCAUCCCUGGCAUCGAGAGAGCGAGUAAUUACAUGACUCGAGUCCUAUCUCGGCUCCAGAAAGACAAGCUGCGAUCAGUGGCUGUGACAGGGCAGGCGCAGACUGCAUUUAACCAAUGGGUGCAAUCGAGAAUGUCUGAAAUGGUCUGGUCUGGUCCCUGCAACUCAUGGUACAAGAACGGAAAUGGAAAGGUCGUCGUUCCUUGGCCUGGCACUGUUCUCCAUUACUACGCAGCAACCGAAAUUGUUCGCUGGGAAGACUUCGACCUAGUCCAUGAAACCCUCAAUGAAAAAUUCGGAAGCUUUGGCAACGGUGUGACUGCGGAGGGAUUCGCGCCUAAUCGAAUCCCUUGGCUCCACCAUCCCACCAAUGACCCAGAGCCAGAAAAAAGACCAGCCUCAUAUAUGCAAGUAUCUGCAACACCAAACAAUGCGGCAUUCCGCGCGAUGUACCAGGUCUUACAGAUACUGAAGACAUGGGUACCCCUUGGCGAGCAGACUUGCACGGUUUGA
Penicillium paradoxum is the source of this 1758-nucleotide messenger RNA. RefSeq names its product flavin-containing monooxygenase. The transcript is spliced from 7 exons. The record is from RefSeq and is a predicted model, not a curated record. Gene Ontology annotation, molecular function: N,N-dimethylaniline monooxygenase activity; flavin adenine dinucleotide binding; NADP binding. The coding region runs from base 1 to 1758 and encodes 585 amino acids. Lineage: Eukaryota; Fungi; Ascomycota; Eurotiomycetes; Eurotiales; Aspergillaceae.